Culex quinquefasciatus (southern house mosquito) is the source of this 1229-nucleotide messenger RNA. RefSeq names its product DNA repair protein RAD51 homolog 1 (gene spn-A). Lineage: Eukaryota; Metazoa; Arthropoda; Insecta; Diptera; Culicidae. Gene Ontology annotation, molecular function: ATP hydrolysis activity; single-stranded DNA binding; ATP-dependent DNA damage sensor activity. The record is from RefSeq and is a predicted model, not a curated record. The transcript is spliced from 2 exons. Gene Ontology annotation, cellular component: condensed nuclear chromosome. Gene Ontology annotation, biological process: DNA recombinase assembly; reciprocal meiotic recombination; DNA strand invasion. The coding region runs from base 83 to 1126 and encodes 347 amino acids.
AAGUGCGCGGGUAAAAUCAAAACAGAAGUUAAACUUGCUAAACUAAACUUUUGUUCCGUGUUCCGUUCAAGUCUUUCAAAGAAUGGCCCAGCAAGCGCAGAAACCGGCGAAGGAAAAGACCGCGGCCGCUGCGGCCCCAACGGUCGAGGAGGAGGAGGACGACUACGGUCCGAUUCUGAUCGGUAAACUAGAGGGCAACGGAAUCACCAGCGGUGACCUCAAGAAGCUCGGCGAGGCCGGAUUUCACACGGUGGAGUCGGUGGCCUUCGCACCGAAAAAGCAACUCAUCGCCAUCAAGGGAAUCUCCGAGGCGAAGGCGGACAAAAUCAUCCUCGAAGCGUCCAAGCUGGUUCCGCUGGGCUUCACGACUGCCACCGAGUACCACCAGAAGCGCUCGGAGAUCAUCCAACUGACCACCGGCUCGAAGGAGCUGGACAAGCUGCUUGGGGGAGGAAUCGAAACCGGAAGCAUCACCGAGCUGUUCGGAGAGUUCCGAACGGGUAAAACCCAGCUCUGUCACACGUUGGCCGUGACCUGCCAGCUGCCGGUCAGUCAAAACGGCGGAGAAGGCAAGUGUCUGUACAUCGACACGGAAGGAACCUUCCGGCCGGAGCGACUGCUAGCCGUUGCCGACCGCUACAAACUGGUCGGUUCCGACGUCCUGGACAACGUGGCCUAUGCCCGAGCUUACAACUCCGACCACCAGAUGCAACUGCUCGUGCAGGCCUCCGCAAUGAUGGCCGAAUCCCGUUACGCCCUGCUCAUCGUGGACAGCGCAACCGCCCUCUUCCGAACCGAUUACGCCGGCCGCGGAGAACUCAACGCGCGUCAAGUCAACCUCGGUAAAUUUCUCCGGAUGCUGCUCCGUCUCGCGGAUGAAUUCGGUGUGGCCGUCAUCAUCACGAACCAAGUUGUGGCCCAGGUGGACGCGUCCGCCAUGUUUACGCCGGAUCCGAAGAAGCCCAUCGGAGGUCACAUAAUCGCGCACGCUUCGACGACGCGGCUUUACCUGCGCAAGGGUCGGGGUGAGACGCGAGUGUGCAAGAUUUACGAUUCGCCGUGCCUUCCGGAGAGUGAAGCCAUGUACGCGAUCAACGCGGACGGGAUUGGCGAUGCCAAGGAGUGACGAGGGAGGGAGGGUGAUAUUGUUAUUAAGGGUUUCUUUUGCUUAGACUGUUUUUUCUUCUCUUAUACUGCGAUUUUGUUAUAUAAGCUAGUUUUAUACUCAA